This is a messenger RNA of Pecten maximus, 1630 nucleotides long. RefSeq lists its product as uncharacterized. The record is from RefSeq and is a predicted model, not a curated record. Gene Ontology annotation, biological process: signal transduction. Gene Ontology annotation, molecular function: protein binding. Lineage: Eukaryota; Metazoa; Mollusca; Bivalvia; Pectinida; Pectinidae. The transcript is spliced from 4 exons. The annotation marks the transcript as partial.
AAUGAUACUCCUGAUGAGAGAGGUAAAAGACUGCAGAGCAUGCUUUUAAACAUAUGCGGCAUCACUGAACUUGUGAAUGCAAAGAAGGGUGAAGGGUUAGUUUUCCUUCGAUUUUGCACUGUUGAUAAUUCCAUACACGACGAUCCGGCUUUUGAGAAGAUAAGAGAGUACAUCCUGGAAGCAGCAGUGUACCAGGACCAGUGGGAAAGAGAACUGCCAGGCUCAUGGCUUGCUCUAGAGAGGGAGAUUCUAAAACAACGAGAAUGGAAACACGUUAUGACAAUUCAAGAGAUCAAAGAAUUGGAUAUCCAAUGUGAAUAUCCCAUUGGUGAUGAAGAAAACAUCAAGAUGUUUCUUGAGUACCUUCACUCCACCAGAUCGGUGUUGUAUAUACGCCAGUACGGAAAAGUGAUAAUUAAUCCUCAGUGGGUCAUCAACGCCUUCAGAGAAAUCCUAACAGAUGAGAAGUUCCUGGAUCCUAAUGACCUCCUCCUCAUGGCUGACUUUAUCAAAUACUCACAAAGCGCUCUUCUGACAGUGGAUCUCGCAAAGACCCUGUGGAAGUCGAAAAAGGAUGGUUCGUACAUUCAGCAUGUCGACAUUCUCUUCGCUUUCUUAGAAGAGUUCGGUCUCCUGGUCAAGGCCUGUCUUGGUCAGGACCAACAGGGAAAUCCGAUAUACGAUGAUGACUACACCGUCCCAAGCAAACUCCAAAAUAUUCCAGACAUGAAUCAAAUCUCAGAUCUUCUCAAUGCCAAAGGGACAGUUUGUUCUCGGACGCUGUGCUUCGUAUUUCAGGAUGUCUUUACUCCGCAGGAAUUGUUCGAACGAAUAUACGCAGGAGUCAUCAAGGUAUUCCGACCAGCCAAGGAAGACUCUGGAAGAAGGCCCCACGACGCAUGUCGCUCAAAGCAGAUCUAUAAAGGACUCGGCUGCUUCAAGAUAGACGAUCUCUGUAACAUGGUCGUUCGGACUCAGUGGGAACAGUCUGUGAUAGCGGUCACGUUGUUUACGACUUCGGAGCCUCGGAUACCAGAGGACACCGGAUUGAAAGUUAGACAGAUUCUGGAGACAAUUAUACGACACACUCUAGAGGUGAGCCGCCAGGAGCACCUGAGGUACGGACACCAGCUCCACUGUAGAUUUUACCUGGAGCAAUCAGACAUUCCACGAGAGGGAGACGGAAUAGUCAGGGCAGUGAGAGGUCUGUCCUGUCAGGGCGUGGACUGUUCUGGGGCCCACGUCCUCACAAAACGUGACUGGCACGUUUGGUUUCCAGUUUCUGAGACGGUUCCUCAAUCAGUGAUCGGCAGGAAGGAACCAAGAACAUAUGACUGCGGGCUGCUGACAGACAAAGGUCUACAAGAAAACAUUGCCGUCAAGCUUGGAGCUGGCUGGGAAUGUGUAAUGACGUGUCUGGAUAUUCCUAGGCACACAGUUGACCGGAUUAAGAUGGAUAAUCCGUAUUGCACUCUUACCCAAAUAACCAAGGCCUUGAUCCAUUGGCGUGACACCUUCCCCACAGACAUUUCGGAGGAGGAAAUGUUAAGAGCAUUGUCAGAAGCUUUUCGAGAGUCCGGGGCUGACAGUGUCGUCAUUGAUGGGCAGCUCGAGAUGUUUUCUAUUUAAG